Culex quinquefasciatus (southern house mosquito) is the source of this 407-nucleotide messenger RNA. RefSeq lists its product as uncharacterized. The coding region runs from base 17 to 397 and encodes 126 amino acids. The transcript is spliced from 3 exons. The record is from RefSeq and is a predicted model, not a curated record. Lineage: Eukaryota; Metazoa; Arthropoda; Insecta; Diptera; Culicidae.
AUCCAUCUUCUGGAACAUGAAGUUGUCUGCCUUUAAUUUGAUUGCCACGUUGGCUGCGUUGUUUUUAGCCGGCAGCACCACCGCGGAAAUGCCAGCCGGCCUGCAGAAGCUGUUUGACGAAACCACGCUUCCGUGCACUCCGCGAACCGUCACCAAUCACCCCUGCUACUUUUGCAAGUGCAACGUGCACGGAACGCGCCAGCACUGCAUCUACACGUGCAACCCGACCAGUGGCAAUCCGCUGCUUCCGGGCACCAAGAUGUGCACCGCCACCGAUCACUUCGAGCUGGGUUGCCACCGGUGCCGGUGCAGCAAGGGUCAGCUGUUUUACGAGUGCAAUUUGACGCUGUAUUGUUCCGGAAGUGGGGCAGUUUCCGAGGGCGAAAAUGAUUUUUGAAUAAAGUGCG